AGGAGGAAGGACUCGAAAUCCUUUGCGUUCGCUUCAGGCAAAGGAGCUGCCAAAGAGCAGGCUGGCAUUGCUGGGGCAGGACGGUCACCUGGGGACAGGCCGAGACGUGCCUGUCGUGGCACCACCUGGCAGCACGGGCAUCGCUGUUUUCCUGCCCCAAUGCCACGAGUUGGGGUGUGAUAGGAGCAGCCACGUCAGCUGAUGGAGACACCUGCUAUAAAGCGCCCGCCGGCCCCGUGGCAGAGGCACGAGCGAGCCCACCAUGGCCAACGUGCUGCCCCCCUGCCUGCUCCUGGCCCUGCUGCUCCUGCCCUCGGCGCUGCCCGCGCCGCCACAGGAGCGAGGGCUCAUCUUCAACUUGGACACGGGGGAGCUGUGCCUGCAGAGCGCCCAGUGCAAGAGCCACUGCUGCCACCGGGUCAGCGGCCUGAGCCUGGCCCGAUGUGCGCCGAAGGCGGCCGAGUUCCAGGAGUGCUCCCCGAAGAGCCUCUAUGGGGUCUACUACAAGUGUCCCUGUGAGAACGGCUUGACCUGCAACGCUGAUAAGACCAUCGUGGGCUCCAUCACCAACAGCGACUUUGGCAUCUGCCAGGACCCCCGGGGCUCCGGCACGUCACGGUGAAGGAAGAGACCCCCCCGGUGACCCCCAGUGCUGCCCCUGCUGCCCUGCCUUUCCCUCUCCCCAGGGGGAAAAGCAGGAAAAGGGAAACCUGCCCCGGUCC
Molecule: messenger RNA, 722 nt
Organism: Phalacrocorax carbo (great cormorant)
Lineage: Eukaryota; Metazoa; Chordata; Aves; Suliformes; Phalacrocoracidae
Source: RefSeq, a predicted model, not a curated record